Molecule: messenger RNA, 3688 nt
Organism: Peromyscus maniculatus bairdii (prairie deer mouse)
Lineage: Eukaryota; Metazoa; Chordata; Mammalia; Rodentia; Cricetidae
Gene: Wnt8b
Product: Wnt family member 8B
Biological process (GO): multicellular organism development; cell fate commitment; canonical Wnt signaling pathway
Cellular component (GO): extracellular region
Molecular function (GO): frizzled binding; cytokine activity
Source: RefSeq, a predicted model, not a curated record
UUGGGAUCGUUUACACACCAAGGAAGUCGAGCUCUGAGGAGAAUUCCAUCCCUCUGCCUCUGAGGAAGACUACAUCCCAUCUCCCCUGUCCCCCAGUUUCUGAGAAUUUCUCCCUCUGUUUCUCAGAAGAUUAUGUUCCUUAUGAAGCCUGUGUGCAUCUUUCUUCUCACUUCUGUUCUCCACUUCAGCCACGCCUGGUCAGUGAACAAUUUUCUGAUGACCGGGCCAAAGGCUUACCUCGUCUACUCCAGCAGUGUGGCAGCUGGCGCCCAGAGUGGUAUUGAAGAGUGUAAAUACCAGUUUGCUUGGGACCGCUGGAACUGCCCUGAGAGAGCUUUGCAGCUGUCCAGCCAUGGUGGACUUCGUAGUGCUAACCGGGAGACCGCGUUUGUACACGCCAUCAGCUCGGCUGGAGUUAUGUACACCCUGACCAGAAACUGCAGCCUUGGAGAUUUUGACAACUGUGGCUGUGAUGACUCCCGAAAUGGACAACUGGGAGGCCAAGGCUGGCUCUGGGGAGGCUGCAGCGACAACGUGGGCUUCGGAGAGGCAAUUUCCAAGCAGUUUGUGGAUGCCCUGGAGACAGGACAGGAUGCCAGAGCAGCCAUGAAUCUGCACAACAAUGAGGCUGGCCGCAAGGCGGUCAAGGGCACCAUGAAACGCACGUGCAAGUGCCACGGCGUGUCUGGCAGCUGCACGACCCAGACUUGCUGGUUGCAGCUGCCCGAGUUCCGGGAGGUGGGCGCGCACCUGAAAGAGAAGUAUCACGUGGCGCUCAAGGUGGACCUGCUGCAGGGCGCGGGCAACAGCGCGGCGGGCCGCGGCGCCAUCGCCGACACCUUCCGCUCCAUCUCCACGCGCGAGCUGGUGCACCUGGAGGACUCCCCAGACUACUGCCUGGAGAACAAGACCCUGGGGCUGCUAGGCACCGAGGGCCGAGAGUGCCUGCGGCGCGGCCGAGCCCUGGGCCGCUGGGAGCGCCGCAGCUGCCGCCGGCUGUGCGGGGACUGCGGGCUGGCAGUGGAGGAGCGCCGCACCGAGACAGUGUCCAGCUGCAACUGCAAGUUCCACUGGUGCUGCGCGGUCCGCUGCGAGCAGUGCCGCCGGCGGGUCACCAAGUACUUCUGCAGCCGCGCCGAGCGGCCGCCGAGAGGCGCUGCGCACAAACCUGGGAAGAAACCCUAAGGGUCUCCUCCCGCCUCCUUUCCUGUUCGUCCUCGGCUUCGUUUAGAUACCCCCCGGAAAUAGAGGGACCCCGACUGGGGACCUCGCCCUCCCUAGCUCAGCGAUCCUGACAGGGAGAGGCCGCAGUCCCUCCACCGAGUGCCACUUUCCAAACUGUUUCCCGGAUUCCUCUGCGUGGUCUUCGUAGCUCAUUCUUAGGUCUCAAAACUGUUCUAAAAUUCUGCACAGUUGUUCCCGAGGAAAGGACGAGAACAGGCGAUUCUCCUCACCUCACCCUACCCUACCCCGGACCCCAGCUGUCUUAAUGCUGGACCUAGCUUACCAGGCCGAGGAAAGAACCCUCUCAGACACGCAGAGUCCAGGUAAAGACAUGGCCCUUCGCUUGCCCACCACAGCUGCACCCCCCUCCUGGGAGCCAGAGCCUCUGGGGCCUAUAGUCUAGACCUAGUUCCCCGGAUGUUGGCUCCUCAGGAAUCUAACACUUUGUCUUCUCAUUUCCGAACUACUUGUCCUGAAAAACAAAACAAAAACUGGGAACAAGAAAGCCUUUGAAUGUGGGGAAGAGGAACCCCAAAACCCAACUUGCACACCGUGACACCACUCACUGACGGACUUUAUUAGCUGAGCAGUGACCUUCCUAAACACCAAAGAUACUCCAGACACACCCAAAAGGCCUGGAGUGGUAGAGGUCGGCAGUGGGCAGGUUGGCAAUCAUUUCCUGACCAUAGCAGCCAUCUGUACCGUGUCUCCUUCUCCAAAGGAGCUUUGAUCGUUUGAGCCAAGACGGGUAAAUCAAGACAACGAUUGGAUCUGUACCUCUAAAGGCAGGGCAUACAUAGGAAGAAGUCCGGCCCCAACACCUGGUUCUCAAAUACACAGGAUUCAGACCAUUGGAUACUUCCCUGGAGAAGUAAUCCCCCUGCUAUGAGACUGUUGCUGAUAGGAUGCUCAGAACCCUGACCUUUUAAUUUAUUUCAGUCUCUGAUACACACCCCUCCCCCCAGAUCCUGAACUCAUUGGACGAUGAGGGGAAGGCAGAGGAGAAAUUUAAGCCAUAAGCUCUCUGCUUCCUCCCACUUUGGCAGGAUACCAUCUCCCUGUAGCCUCCCCAACGGCCUAAGUAGUUAGCUCGAUUUGGCUGAGGUUAAUCUGCCAGGGAUUAGUAAAUCACCCACAUAAAUCUUCCACUAAUGCAUUUACUUGGAAGCCAAGAGCUUGCCGCUUCUGAGGCCGAGGUCCCUUUCUCGGAGAAGGGCAGUCCAGCAGGGACUUGUUUAUGAAAUAGGGAUCUGGCAACGGAGGAGCCAGUCCAGCCCAGACCUUCCCCACCGCUGCUCCUGCCCUCGGCUAGUCCUGGGCAUGGGCAUCGGCAUCCACAGCAUUCCUGGAGCAGAGCCAGUGAAAUUCUUCACUUCAUCUCCCUUUUCCUAAAGGAAGUACAGAGCUCACAACACCAAAGCCCCAGGGGCCGCCCUGGAAGAGUAGACUGCCUCUGGCAUCAGCCAGUCAGACCUCUGUGCAUCCUCUGGUCCUCUCCACGCUUAACUGGGGGUGUUUUUUUUUUCUUCUUUAGCAGGGGAUGCACUUCUCUUGGUACUUCACUUCUAGCUCUAUUAGUAAAAGGCUCUUUUCCCCUCCCUCGGUUACCUGUGCUUUCUCAGUCUCCCAAGUUACCCUUUCUUUCCCCUCAUCAAGAGGCAGCGUGUUGAUCCCUCUGUCUCGCCCGACCGUUACGUGAUAGUGGACAGAAGGAAUCGUGGGAACAGGCUGAAAAGUAUGAAGUUCCGUGCUGGAAAGUGAAGCUGCACUUUCCGGGGCUCUCAGCAUAAACGGAAGCUCUGCGCUUCAACCUUCAGAACGUUAAAGUCAGACCCUAAACACAUGAGGCUGUCAUCUCUUUCACAGGUUGCUCUGUAUCCCCAAGUGGGUAUGACUGACAUCCAGUUCAUUGCAGCUCCAUGAAGGAAGUCCUGCCGCUCCCCCCCCCCCCCCGCCAGCAUUAUGCCUUCAUGUAUUGUUCAUUCAGUGAACACUGAAGUGGAGACAGCUAACCACACGUCAGCAUCCCUCAGUCCGAGGCUUCUGGGCUUACACACCAGAUCACCUCGGCUGUGUAGGAAACUCUAGAACUGCUGACUGGGAAGACUAGGCCCCUCUGAGGUCAGCUCGUCACACCUUCGCUCUACACAUUUCAACUGAUGUGGAGAGAAAGCUGACAGGCUUGUAAGUUAGUGUGGGGUGGCACAGCCACCCAGGCCCUUCCCUCCUCUUGUGUGCUCUCAAGGAGCCCAUCUGUCUCCGACGCCGCCGGAGCAGAGAAGUGGAGGGAGGGUCUGAGAAGUGACGAGAACUGGGUGGGGUGAGCAAAACCCUGUCUCCUUCCUGUCUCUGGCCUGUGAACCUACACACAGGCAGGGCUUUCUUUUCUUUAAAAGAAUCCCAGCCUCACUUGGCCUUAGGAGCAGGUCAGCGCAAGGAGAGGAAGGGUCGUCCUCGGCACGCU